UACUAUCGAUUAAAUUAAAUAUCCAGCUGUGAAUGUAAAUAUUGACUUGGAUUUUAUUAGGUUACAAAUUGCUGAGAUAAAUAAAUUUUAUUAAAUUAAUUAGAGAAUAUAAUUAACAGAAAUUAACAAUGCAAAAUAAUAUAUGUAAUUUUACUUGCAUUGAAUGCAAUAAUCAUUAUGACAAUGAGCACGAUUAUUUGAGUCACAUGCAAUUACAUUGGGGAGAAGUUUGGAAAUGUUUACAGUGUGAUGACAAAUGUACGUUAUUCAGAUCACAACUGUCAUUAAAAGAACACGAGGGCCUGUAUCAUGGUCCAGAUAAACCAUUCAAAUGUUUUAAAUGUGAGUUGGUGUUUGACCGAGCAUCCCAGCUCGAUUAUCAUAUCAGGAGUGUUCAUUUGGGUGAAAAAUCUCAAAUGUGUCAGCUCUGUGGCAAAGGAUUUUUUCGCAAAGCUGACUUAAAAACCCAUUUGAAUGUUCAUCUUGGUACCAAUCAAUGUAUUUGCGAAUUUUGUGGACGUAAAUUCAAUCACAUUUCUAAUUUAAUUCGUCAUCUAAGGACUCAUGAAGGAGUAAAACCAUAUCCAUGUUCUAUUUGUGGUAAAAGAUUCACUCAAGUUAGUUCGUUAGCAAGACAUAAAUUAAUUCAUGAAAGAACUAAUGAAAAUGAAACUGAUGACGAUGAUGCCAUUAAUAAAAAUAAAUUAAGUAAACAAAAACCAAUCAAACGUAAUCAUUAUUGCAAAACGUGUGGUGAUAGUUUUCGAUUGAUGACUCUAUUGAAAGAACAUGAAAAUACUCACAAUCAAAUAAUAGAACCCAUUAAAACUUAUCAGGUUUUACAAGGAUCAGAAAUUCUAGAUCAGCAUAACUAUAAAUUAAAUUUACAAAAUCACUGUGAUAUUGAUAGGAAUAAAAAUCCGAACAUAAAUACCGAAAAUUUUUUGGAACGUAUUGAUACAGUUCGUGAUGAAAGUAUUGAUAUUUCCGAUAUAUUGAAUCCUUAUUGCAGUGAAUUAGAAUUACCAGCAACAGAUUUAAUGCAACGUGAAAAUGUCGAUCCUGAAAUGACUAAAAAAUUUACAAACUUAGAUAUAUCGACAAGAGAAAUACGUAAUAAUAAUAUUAAUAUAAAUAAUAUGAAUACCUGUGUUCACAUUGAGAGAAAUCAAUUUUUGAUUGAAGUAUGCGAGUCAGAUUAUUUAAAUAAUUUAGGACUUAAUUCAAUGGAGUUAUCGGAUAACAAUAAUUUCAAUAAUAUAAAUUAUUGUGCUGAUAAAUCGUAUACGCAGCCAAUAACUAUUGUCGAUAAGGAUCUAAAUGAUCAGUGGGAUCUACAAUCGCAAGUGCGCAAUGACUUCAUUGGAUUUAAUCACCAGAAUGAUUUGACUGCAGUUGAACUGAAGGGUAACGCAAUCGGUAAUGAAGCCAUUGAUUCAACAGUCAAUUCAGUGUUUGAUCACUUGAAAGAUACGAGUAUUAAUUUAUUAGAAAAUUUACAAUUACAGCCGAUAGAUCAAAACUCUGAAUCUCUUUGUGGGUCUGAUGGUCUUGAUGCUGGUUUCCAUAAUGAAGAAACGCAGACGCAAACACAAACGCCAAUGGUACGUUUGGUACAAAAUGAAGAGGGAGAACAAUUUUUUGAAUUAGUGCGCGAUACAGUAGAUUUUGAAAGUCAUGGAAAUAAUGUACACAUUGAAAAUGAAAACAUGUUUUCGGUAGCAACGAAUGGCCCAGUGAGUUCGUCGAUUAUUGGGAACGUCCGUAAAAGACGAGAUAAACCACGACCGCGUGAUAAAAUUAAAAAAAAAUUCAAAUGCUCUGUUUGUAAUAAAUUGUUUUCGACGGCUUCAAAUUUAAAACAGCAUGCGGGGGUGCAUUUUUCGGAUCAACAAAAAUUUCAGUGUAAAGAGUGUGGAAUUUCUUUUGCCUGGAAGUCGACGCUGAAUAAACAUGUUGCUGGUAAUCAUCGACCCGAUGGACCGCUAAAAUUCGUCUGCGAGAUUUGUCCUAAAGUUUAUAGCACCUUGUCGCAAGUUAAUGAGCAUGUGAAAAGAGAUCAUUUGAAGGAGCGUAAUUUCACUUGUUCGGAGUGUGGAAAAUCGUUUUUCAAAAAGUUUGAUUUAAAGUCUCAUAUACGAACGCACACGAAUGAACGGCCGUAUGCUUGUAAAACUUGCGGUAAAAGUUUUCAUCACCAGAGCCACAUUAUUCGUCAUGAACGUGUACACUCGGGUGAGAGGCCGUACACUUGUGAUAUUUGUCGGAAGAGUUUCACUCAACCUGGGUCACUGAAAGCUCACAACCAACGACAUCAUUUAACUAAAGUUGACAUCCUAGAUUACCAAAUUGAUGAAGAUGAUCCACUGACUUUAAAUGUGUCUUAGCUUGAAUAAUAACAUUUUUAUUUAUUUCUUUUUGAUCUCAUAACGACUAAAAGUGUGUCGUGAAAUUGUUAUUUAAUUUAUUUAUAGAAAUUUUGAUUAAAGUCAAUUUUUUUAAAACAAAAAAAAUUUUAAUAUUUAUUUACUGUA
This is a messenger RNA of Microplitis demolitor, 2534 nucleotides long. Its product is annotated as zinc finger protein 678-like. The record is from RefSeq and is a predicted model, not a curated record. Gene Ontology annotation, molecular function: DNA-binding transcription factor activity, RNA polymerase II-specific; RNA polymerase II transcription regulatory region sequence-specific DNA binding. The coding region runs from base 129 to 2387 and encodes 752 amino acids. Lineage: Eukaryota; Metazoa; Arthropoda; Insecta; Hymenoptera; Braconidae. Gene Ontology annotation, biological process: regulation of transcription by RNA polymerase II. Gene Ontology annotation, cellular component: nucleus. The transcript has 5 exons.